GGCGGUGGUAAAAAUUGGGAGAGGAAGAAAAAAAUAAUGAAAUGUUGGCUGGCUUUUUCGUUCUGGUUGUGUUGGGUUAAUUAAUUAACUCGUUGGGAUAAAUUCAUUAGUUGAGUCAUGUAAUUGGUUUUGUUGUUUUGCUGUGGAGUUGAGAGCAGUUGUCGUCAGUUGUUGGAGAUGGUGAGGAGUUAGAAGGGCAGGAUUUUUAGAGGUUUGGGUUUUAUUUGAGAUUAUGAACGUUAAAGGUGCAGGAUCGAGCUCAAAGGAGGAGGGCGAUGAGGGCCUCAAGAGGCAGGGCUCAUUCAGGAAAAUAUUGCCUGGUGGGUCUGGUGGGGAUUCACAGCUCAAUACAUCUAUCAGAAUGAUCGAUCGUCCUCAGACUAUCUCCGGAAAUGGUGACCACUUGGUUUAUCUACAGGAGUACAAUAUUUUGGCGGAAUAUCAUCAUCUUCAGCAACACGAUCUCCGGGGAAUAUAUGUUAUUCCAUCAGCGGAGAGUUCUUUUGUGUGGUUUGGAGUUCUGUUCGUUAAUAAAGGGUUUUAUCGGGGUGCUGUGUUCAGGUUCACGAUAACUCUGCCUGAAAAUUUUCCAGACGGUGGAUGUCCCAAAGUUGCCUUCGAAUCUAAAGUCUUCCAUCCACUUAUUUAUCCCGAGACAAAUGAGCUCAACACCUCUGCAGGUUUUCCCGAGUGGAAAAAAAACAACAGGAUAUACCAAUUAAUACAAUUUAUAGUUAAAGUGUUUAAUAAAGUUGAUGGAAAACUGCCUUCAACAAAUUCCGAAGCCUCAACGUUAUUAUGUAAUAAUGUAGAAAGUUUUAAAUCUCGUGUGAGAGAAUGUAUACUGAAGAGUUUAGACCACUUGUACGAUCCUCCAGAGACUAAUGAUCCUCAUUAUCUAACAUUUACUUCUUGGUGGCCAGAGUUACAUGAAUUGACUAGACAGAAGAUUUUUCAACCAAAGAAACAGGAACCAGAGAGAACGCCCACUGGAUUUUCUUGGGUGCAGCCUGGCUCACUCCAGCCACUUUCAAAACUCGAAGAUCCCGCGAAAGAAUUAUAAUUGAGAAAAAAAAAAUGAAAAUACUCUUAAACACAGACUUGCCUUCGUACACGUAAACAGAAUUCAUUACGAAAUAUUUUUAUAUUAACUUACAAAUUCAAUAAAUUUAUCGAAUUGUUCAA
Molecule: messenger RNA, 1185 nt
Organism: Fopius arisanus
Lineage: Eukaryota; Metazoa; Arthropoda; Insecta; Hymenoptera; Braconidae
Product: protein crossbronx homolog
Exons: 7
Coding region: 233-1063 (276 amino acids)
Source: RefSeq, a predicted model, not a curated record